ACCUGGCAGCGGGCGGGGAGAUUGCGAGCUAGCUCCGAACCCUGCGGGCGGCGGGCGCGCGCACCAUGGGGGAGAAACCCGGGACCAGGGUCUUCAAGAAGUCGAGCCCUAACUGCAAGCUCACCGUGUACUUGGGCAAGCGGGACUUUGUCGAUCACCUGGAUAAAGUGGACCCCGUGGAUGGUGUGGUGCUUGUGGAUCCUGACUACUUGAAGGACCGAAAAGUGUUUGUGACCCUCACCUGCGCCUUCCGCUAUGGCCGGGAAGACCUGGAUGUACUGGGCCUGUCCUUCCGCAAAGACCUGUUCAUCGCCACCUACCAGGCCUUUCCCCCAGUGCCCAACCCACCCCGGCCCCCCACUCGCCUGCAGGACCGGCUGCUGAAGAAGUUGGGCCAGCAUGCCCACCCCUUCUUUUUCACAAUCCCCCAGAAUCUGCCCUGCUCAGUCACACUGCAGCCAGGCCCAGAGGACACAGGAAAGGCCUGUGGGGUCGACUUUGAGAUUCGCGCCUUCUGUGCCAAAUCACUCGAGGAGAAAAGCCACAAAAGAUGGUUCCAGAAUGAAGUCGGGGACCCCCGGCAUGGAUGUGCAUUUUGCGGGCUGGGCUGGGCUGGGGGUGCGCUCCAUCCAGCGCUGCCGCGAUCCCGCCCCGCAGUGAGACAGUAUGCCGACAUCUGCCUCUUCAGCACCGCGCAGUACAAGUGCCCCGUGGCUCAAGUUGAACAAGACGACCAGGUGUCGCCCAGUUCUACGUUCUGCAAGGUGUAUACCAUCACCCCGCUGCUCAGCGACAACCGUGAGAAGCGCGGCCUCGCCCUGGACGGGAAGCUCAAGCACGAGGACACCAACCUGGCUUCCAGCACCAUAGUCAAGGAGGGGGCCAACAAGGAGGUGCUGGGGAUCCUGGUGUCCUACAGGGUCAAGGUGAAGCUGGUGGUAUCUCGAGGCGGGGACGUGUCCGUGGAGCUGCCUUUCGUUCUGAUGCACCCCAAACCCCAUGACCACAUCAUCACCCUCCCCAGGCCUCAGACAGCCGUUACCGAAACAGAUGUCCCUGUGGAUACCAACCUCAUUGAAUUUGAUACCAACUAUGCCACCGACGACGACAUUGUGUUUGAGGACUUUGCCCGGCUUCGGCUGAAGGGGAUGAAGGACGAAGACUAUGAUGAUCAAUUCUGCUAGGAGGGGGGCUAGAAGAAGGGGGUGCAUGGUGCUGGGAGAGGUAGGGUAGGACCAAGAUCCCUAUUGGUAUGAAAGAAGGGGUGGUCCCAGCCCAUCUUCCCUUCCCCCUCCAUCUAGCAGCUUCCUCAACCAGCCCUUCCCCCACAACCAUCCACUGCCAACCCUCCCCAAGAUACGCACUGGACCCAUCUCCUGUUGAAUGUGGGCAUUAAUCUCUUGACUUCAGCUGUGCCUCCCCAACCUCCCAAUGGGCAGCUAGCUGUGUUUGUAUCUCAAAAUGGUUGUUGUUGUUGUUGUUUGGGGGGGGGGUGCCAAAAAGCCCAGUGAUAGUUGGAAGAGGGGCUAGAAAGAACUUCCACCUCCCCAUGGGUCAGUUUUGCCUCCCAGUUCAUUCCAGAUGAGGCUCUUUGGGCGGCAGGGCCAUUUCUUUGUUUCUGAACAUAAAGAAGAAAAUAAACCUUUGAAUAGGCA
Molecule: messenger RNA, 1655 nt
Organism: Echinops telfairi (small Madagascar hedgehog)
Lineage: Eukaryota; Metazoa; Chordata; Mammalia; Afrosoricida; Tenrecidae
Gene: ARRB2
Product: arrestin beta 2
Exons: 13
Coding region: 66-1184 (372 amino acids)
Biological process (GO): G protein-coupled receptor internalization; signal transduction; positive regulation of ERK1 and ERK2 cascade
Cellular component (GO): cytoplasm
Molecular function (GO): angiotensin receptor binding
Source: RefSeq, a predicted model, not a curated record